AUGUACUUCUCCAAGAGCACCAUCAUUUCUCUCGGCCUUUUGGCUACUGCUGAGCUCGUGGCUGGCCACGCUGCCAUCAUUGGUGCUACUGGUGACGCUGGUGGCCAGGGAUCUGCCAUUGGCGUUGACCCUCAGACUCCCCGUGACGGCACGAGGCGCCAACCUUUCCAGCAGGACUCUACCCGCUUCAGGAACGAGAAUGCCGACCAGUGCGGUGAGACCCUCGGUGGAGGUGCCAACGAUGUCGAGUCUGGCACUGCUCAAGUCAUGGCACAGAACGGCAACACUCUUCCUCAGGUCACACCUGGCGGUGAGAUCUCCAUGACCCUUCAUCAGGUCAACGGUGACGGUGCCGGUCCUUACACUUGCAUGAUCGACUCUACUGGUACUGGUACACAGUGGACGCCCAUCCAGGUCACCCAAAACAUCGACGGUAACGCUCGUGGCCGCAACAACGACCAGCAGAUGCAGGAUUUGCCUCUCACUGCUGCCAUCCCUGCUAACCAGCAGUGCACUGGUACCGUUGCCGGGCAGUCCAAUGUCUGCAUGGUCCGUUGCCAGAACCCUGCCCGUGCUGGUCCCUUCGGUGGAUGUGUUCCUGUCCAGAUGGCUGGUGCUGCUGCUCCCGCCGCCAAUGCCAAUGCUGGAAAUGCUAACGCCAACACUGGCAACGCAAAUGCCGGCAAUGCCAACGCCAACACUGGCAACGCCAACACCGGCAAUGCCAACACUGGCAAUGCUAACACUGGCAACGCAAACACCCAAGUUCCCGCCACCGGCAACGCCAACACCGGCAACAACGUCCAGCAAGCUCCCGCCACUGGCAACGUUGGCAAUGCAAAUGGCAACCUGAACGGCCAGGCCAACGCUAACACCGGAAACGCCAACACCGUCCCCCAGACCGGCAACACUGGCAACGCAAACACCCAGAACACCAACGGCAACGUUGGUGCCACCACCGGUAACGCCAACACCGCCGGCACCCCCGCCCUCACCAACGACGACCAGCAAGAAGAGCUCGGCACCAACGGCCCCAUCGUCACCGACGAUGACCAGGAGGAGGAGGUCGAGCUCCUUGAGGGAAGCUUCGCCCGGCGGUGGGUCGUUCCCUCCAACUAA
Aaosphaeria arxii CBS 175.79 is the source of this 1119-nucleotide messenger RNA. RefSeq lists its product as uncharacterized. The coding region runs from base 1 to 1119 and encodes 372 amino acids. Lineage: Eukaryota; Fungi; Ascomycota; Dothideomycetes; Pleosporales. The transcript is spliced from 4 exons. The record is from RefSeq and is a predicted model, not a curated record.